AUGAGGAGAUCCGUCCUAGUCUCCAGGUACUCAAACCUCUCCAAGUACACAGGAAACCACUCUACUCCGGGUACCAGGGAUUGUAUAAAGGUUGGAGAUGAGGAGAAAGAAACCACUUCUCCUGAAAUGGUUUACUGGACAACAGGAUUAUAUUUUACACUUCUCAUUGGAAUUUUCUCAGCAAGUGUUAACUCUCAUUUGACCGCCCUCGAGGAGGUUGAGGAUGAAAAAGAGGAUGAAAUGGUCCGAUGUCUGACGGACGGAGAAAACUGUUACUCUAUGACGUCAUUGUUCCGCCCCUUCACUCAUCUCUACAUGAAUAAACUUAUAGAAAUGAUGGCGAGAGCUGAGGAGGAGGAGGAGAAUGGUUCUAUCCCCAGCUACAGGAUAAAGAGAUACUCUGCUCUCCCCUCCAUGAGAAUGAAGAAGGAGCUGGUUGCUCUACCAACUGUCAGGAUGAAGAGAAGUGCUGCAGAUCCUAACUUUAACGUUUACAGAUCUCUUUUAAGGAAGUUCAGUGCUAUGAAGAGGGGUGGAAAUAAUGACGAUUUUACUCUGGAAAGUUACAGAAAUCUACUACGGAAAUACGCAGGAAAAUUCAAGAAGAGUCAGGAAGAGGAAGAUGAGGAGAGGAGAGAAGAUAAACGAUCUGGAUAUAUCCGAGCCACCAGGAGCUUUGGACAGCUGAGAGUGGGGAAGAGAGAUUCUGAAACCGCAGAGCAGACCUAGGAAUAUCAGCAUCAAACUUGAUAAUCCCAAGAUCUAAUAAACAAGUAUUUAAAUAUUCCUGAACUGUUGGACUGAUGGAGGCUGAUUGGAUCAACAGUCCAUGGAUUAAAUUUCAUUAUCCUCUAUAUUGUAUCAUUUUUAACUUAUAGAAUAUCAUAAUAAACUAACAUACAUUUGG
Messenger RNA from Eurytemora carolleeae, 907 nucleotides. RefSeq lists its product as uncharacterized. Bases 1 to 729 code for a protein of 242 amino acids. The transcript is spliced from 8 exons. The record is from RefSeq and is a predicted model, not a curated record. Lineage: Eukaryota; Metazoa; Arthropoda; Copepoda; Calanoida; Temoridae.